Molecule: messenger RNA, 2603 nt
Organism: Peromyscus eremicus (cactus mouse)
Lineage: Eukaryota; Metazoa; Chordata; Mammalia; Rodentia; Cricetidae
Gene: Hic2
Product: HIC ZBTB transcriptional repressor 2
Exons: 2
Coding region: 75-1937 (620 amino acids)
Biological process (GO): regulation of transcription by RNA polymerase II
Cellular component (GO): nucleus
Molecular function (GO): DNA-binding transcription factor activity, RNA polymerase II-specific; RNA polymerase II cis-regulatory region sequence-specific DNA binding; protein binding
Source: RefSeq, a predicted model, not a curated record
AGGUAACCAGGCUUUGAUGCUCCCUCAGGAAGUCUGCGUACUCAAGGAGGCCACCCCCGCCGGCUGCUGCUCACAUGGUUUCUGGGCCCCUGGCACUCCGGUGGUGCCCGUGGGCAGGGCACAGGGAGAUGGGGCCAGACAUGGAGCUGCCCAGCCAUUCAAAACAGCUCCUGCUGCAGCUGAACCAGCAGAGGACCAAGGGCUUCCUGUGUGAUGUCAUCAUCAUGGUGGAGAAUUCUAUCUUCCGGGCCCACAAGAACGUCCUGGCUGCUAGCAGCAUCUACUUCAAGUCCCUGGUCCUGCAUGAUAACCUCAUCAACCUAGACACAGACAUGGUCAGUUCCACCGUGUUCCAGCAGAUACUGGACUUCAUCUACACGGGCAAGCUGCUGCCCAGUGACCAGCCAUCUGAGCCCAACUUCAGCACUCUCCUCACUGCCGCCAGCUACCUCCAGCUGCCUGAGUUGGCAGCCCUCUGCCGCCGCAAACUGAAGCGAGCUGGCAAGCCCUUUGGCCCUGGACGAGUAGGUGCUGCUGGCGUGGGGCGACCAACCCGUAGUCAGCGGCUGUCCACAGCCUCUGUCAUCCAGGCUCGGUAUCCAGGACUUGUAGAUGGGCGCAAAGGACACCCCGCUCCCCAAGAGCUCCCUCAGGCCAAAGGAUCAGAUGAUGAGCUUUUUCUGGGCAGCUCCACCCAGGAAAGCACACAUGGCCUGGGCCUGGGGGGCUGCCCAGCUGGUGGGGAGGUGGGCCUGGGGGGUUGUAGCAACAGCACCAACGGGAGCAGUGGGGGCUGUGAGCAGGAGCUGGGUCUGGACCUGUCCAAGAAGAGCCCUCCCCUGCCUCCUACAGCCCCUGGCCCCCACCCCACUCCUGAAGACCCAGCCCAGCUGAGUGACAGCCAGCGCGACUCACCUGCACCCACUUCAACCUCCGCCCUGCCUGUUGGCAACAGUGCCUCAUACGCUGAGCUGGGGGCCACUCCUGAGGAGCCCAUGGAUCUGGAAGGGGCUGAGGACAACCCUGUGAGUCUGCUGGAAGGGCAGGGCGGGCAGCCUCGCAAGAGCCUCCGGCAUUCAGCCCGCAAAAAGGAUUGGAACAAAAAGGAACCUGUGGCUGGGUCCCCCUUUGAUCGGAGAGAAACGGCGACUAAGGGUCCUAACCCAGGGGAGGAAGGGGAGGGGCUUGGGGACAGGGUUCCCAAUGGCAUUCUGGCCAGCAGUGUUGGUGGGAGUGGCCCCAGUGGGUCAUAUGGGGAGCCGCCGUACCCCUGCAAGGAGGAGGAGGAGAACGGCAAGGAUGGGAGCGAGGACAGUGGGCAGAGUGGGAGCGAGGGGGGCAGUGGGCACGCUGGUGCCCAGUACGUGUACCGGCAGGAAGGCUAUGAGACGGUGUCCUACGGCGACAACCUCUACGUGUGCAUCCCCUGUGCCAAGGGCUUCCCCAGCUCUGAGCAGCUCAAUGCUCAUGUGGAGACACACACGGAGGAGGAGUUAUUCAUCAAGGAGGAGGGGGCUUAUGAGGCUGGCAGUGGGGGUGCAGAGGAGGAGGCUGAGGACCUGUCAACACCUAGUGCCGCCUAUGCAGCUGAGCCGCGUCCUUUCAAGUGCUCAGUCUGUGAGAAGACCUACAAGGACCCGGCCACACUUCGGCAACACGAGAAGACACACUGGUUGACCCGGCCCUUCCCCUGCAACAUUUGUGGCAAGAUGUUCACACAGCGAGGCACUAUGACGCGCCACAUGCGGAGCCACCUGGGCCUGAAGCCCUUUGCCUGUGACGAGUGUGGCAUGCGCUUCACCCGCCAGUACCGCCUCACAGAGCACAUGCGUGUACACUCAGGUGAGAAGCCUUAUGAGUGCCAGCUCUGUGGGGGCAAGUUCACCCAGCAGCGCAACCUCAUCAGCCACCUGCGCAUGCACACUUCCCCUUCCUAGAAGCCAAAGACCCGAGGGAGCCCUCUGCAGACUUGCCACUUGGGAGCCCACGGAAGGAGGAAGGAGUGAGGAAGUACGGUGGGAGGGAGGGUUGAGCCCCGAAGUCUGCACGAGGCUCCCGGCAGCUCCUCCGGCCCCGCCUCCCCAUACCCAGAGCUUUAAUCAACAGUGUACCAAGGGAAGCCAGGAGAGGAGCUGCCCGGGCCAGCCCUGCGCCCAGCCCUGCGCGCGUGGUGCUGGUGACUAUUCUACCUCCCGUCCCAGCUGGCUCCCAGCUCCCGGAAGGGGCUGCUGAAGAGCCGGUGGGAGUCCAUCAUGUGGGUGUCGGUGGGACUUGGUCCCUUACCUGCAGUCUGGGCUAGAAGCGGCACAGGGCUUCCCUCCCUGGCCAAGAGUGGUGCCUGGAGCAGGCCCUCGGCUGUCAGGGCCCCGACUGUGUGUGCGCGCGCGCGUGUGUCUUUGCGGUGCCGUGUGACUCUGCUGUUGGGAAGCUGGUGUUGGGUGGCAGUUCCUUUCUCUCUGAGCUCGUACUGGGACAGUCAGGGUGACCCCACUGCCUACCUCUCUACAACUAAAGAGCCCUCUGGGCCUGUGUUACUGUUAUUCCUACUGAGCUGUUCCUAUUUCCUUUUUACAGUUUUUAAAAAUUCCUUUUUAAAACCAAAA